CAAACCUAACUCCGUACCACCUCAGAGGUGAUUCACCUUACACGUGUCAUGCGAUGGAAGGUUCUAAACCAGGUUCGGCUGACGGCCACUUUGCACAUUUCUACACUCCUCUCUCUUUCUUCCUCCUCUCACCGUCUCGUCAAUAUCACCACAACAAAACGUUUGAUCAAAAGAGAAAGCACUGUUAAACCCUCACAAAACUUCUUCGUCAAACACACAAAAUAAUCUGCGAUCGAUCUCCGCCAUGAUUAGUUUAUAAAGAAGGUUGAUGAUAUGGGAGGAGCUUGCUCAAGGAAGAGAGAUCAACACGUCGAGGAUAUUCUAAACAGAGGCGCCUGUGGAAAAUACAGCAAGAGUUCGAGUUCGAAAUGGUUGGCUACUUCGCUCUCUAGGUCAGGCUCUUGUGUUAAACGGACUAAGGGAGAAUGCCCUUCGCUUUUGGAGCUCUGUGUCCGCAAGAUACAGGAGGACAUAGAUAAAUACACCACAUUCUCUGACCUACCUAGAGAUAUAAGUCAGCAGAUAUUUGAUGAGCUGGUGUGUUCCCAACGGUUGAGUUUAAAGUCUCUCGAGGCAUUUCGAGACUGUGCCAUCCAGGAUCUGAACUUGGGAGAGUACCCUGGGGUUAAUGAUGACUGGAUGGAUGUCAUCUCCUCGCAAAGUACAUCACUGCUUUCUGUUGAUUUCUCGGGGUCUGAUAUCACCGACUCUGGCCUGGUUUCUUUAAAAGGUUGCAAGAGCUUGGAGUCCUUAAACUUUAAUUUCUGUGACCAGAUAUCAAACCGCGGUCUCGAGCAUCUUAGCGGACUCUCAAACUUGACAAGCCUGAGCUUCAGAAGAAACGCUGCAAUCACAGCACAAGGCAUGCGUGCCUUUUCCAACUUUGUUAACAUGAAGAAACUAGAUCUUGAGAAGUGUCCUGGGAUUCACGGUGGGCUUGUUCACCUGCGAGAUUUAACCAAAUUAGAGUCCUUGAACAUAAAGUGGUGUAACUGCAUAACGGAUGCAGACAUGGAGCCUAUCUCAAAGCUUACAAAUCUGAGGAGUUUACAGAUUUGCUGUAGUAGGAUUACCGAUUUUGGUAUCAGCUACCUUAAAGGGCUAAACAAGCUUAACUUAUUGAACUUGGAAGGGUGCCGUCUUGUUACCGCUGCAUGCCUGGAGACACUCACAGCUCUUACGGAGUUGAUGUUCUUGAACCUCAAUAGAUGCAAUUUUUCAGACAGUGGGUGUGGAAAGUUCUCUGAUUUAGUUAAUUUGAAGAUCUUGAACUUGGGAAUGAACAACAUUACAAACUCAUGCUUGGUCCACCUCAGAGGGUUGACAAAGUUGGAGAGCUUGAACUUGGAUUCUUGUAGAAUUGGUGACGAAGGACUGGUACAUUUAUCAGGUGAUUGCUUACUUGCUUUUCCUGCUCUUAUCACGGAUUCUCCCAUAUUCAUAUAUACUCCUGUGGUUUUAGGUAUGCUUGGGUUGAAAUCUCUGGAGCUGUCUGAUACUGAAGUAGGAAGCCAUGGGCUUCGCCAUCUCUCUGGUCUCUCGAACCUGGAGAGCAUAAACCUGUCAUUCACUGUUGUCACCGAUAGCGGUUUAAGGAAGUUAUCUGGUUUGACAUCUCUUCGAACGCUGAACCUAGAUGCUCGUCAUGUCACCGAUGCUGGCCUUUCCGCGCUCACUAGUUUGACUGGAUUGACUCACCUUGAUCUCUUCGGUGCUCGUAUCACGGAUUCUGGAACAAAUCAUCUACGAAACCUGAAGAAACUGCAGUCACUUGAGAUAUGUGGUGGUGGAUUAACUGAUGCUGGUGUCAAGAACAUAAAAGAUCUUUCAUCCCUCACGCUCCUCAAUCUAUCACAAAACUCGAACCUCACAGACAAAACACUGGAGUUGAUUUCCGGGUUGACCGGAUUGGUCUCUCUAAACGUCUCAAACUCUCGAGUAUCAAACUCAGGAUUGCGUCACCUGAAGCCGUUGAAGAACCUGAGAUCUCUGACCUUGGAGUCCUGCAAGGUCUCUGCUAACGACAUCAGGAAGCUUCAGGCCACCGAUCUGCCAAACCUGGUCACCUUCCGCCCUGAAUGAAAUAUUUUCAAGUGGCAAAUUCACUAUCUCUGUAAAUAGAUCGAUCUCUUAUGGUUUCAGACAAAGUCACCUGUCUUCCUUGUAUAUAUAUAUAUACGUGGUGUCCAAAACAAAUGCUCUUAUUCGAAUUAAUUGCAGAAGAAACUGUAAAUAAAGCUUUAUAAGCUAUGGUUUACUCUUCUAUGUUGUCAGCUUUUGGGAUCUCUUUGGUGUGCUUAUUUACCGAAGUGAGCUGAUUGCUCUUGUAAAUGUAUGUAAAGAUCUGAAACAUCGUUUGUAUUCUUAUUUAAUUUUAAAUUUA
This is a messenger RNA of Brassica napus (rape), 2383 nucleotides long. RefSeq names its product F-box/LRR-repeat protein 14. NCBI's taxonomy places the organism in Eukaryota, Viridiplantae, Streptophyta, Magnoliopsida, Brassicales, Brassicaceae. Gene Ontology annotation, cellular component: SCF ubiquitin ligase complex. Gene Ontology annotation, biological process: SCF-dependent proteasomal ubiquitin-dependent protein catabolic process. Gene Ontology annotation, molecular function: protein binding. The transcript has 15 exons. The coding region runs from base 274 to 2082 and encodes 602 amino acids. The record is from RefSeq and is a predicted model, not a curated record.